UGGAGAAGCUGGAAGAGAUGAGCUGCCUUUCGGGCCAAGACCACACGGGAAGGGAAUACUCGGCCCAGGGAGAAGAGCUCCUUCCAGACAGAGGCUCGGCGCUGCAUUCCGCAGGGUGGACUUCUCAGCAGGGUCACUCCCUCCAUGCCAUGAGUCUGCGGCGUGUCGGGUUGAUUCGCUGCCCAAGACACGAGGCUACCUUGGAAAGAGCCCCCGGGCAACACCUGAGUUUGGACUGCAGCUCCUUUGCCAGUUCGAGGGCUGGUGCUCCAAAUGAGUCUCUGAUGAGUGAUAUAUCCAGCUGUUCCGCAUCUCCACGGAUGCCCUGCCAGGGCGUUACCAAAACUGGGCAGCCGUGCAGGAAAAAGGCAGCCCUUGGCCACGUUUUCUGUCGGGUCCACACCUCCGCCCAAGCGUCCUACACUUCUUGAAGAUUUUAAAGACUUUACUUUCUGCCUUCCUGACAGAAAGGGUUUCAAAGGUCUCAUGGUAAAGGUGUGCUCAAGGCCGGGCUGCCGUUCCUCUUUUAAGGCCCGGUUUUACGUCACGUGCUUCUGAUCAAAGAAUUGACAACUCCAAAGGAGGACAUCUCGAAAGGGACGGUGUAUAAACUCUGAUUCCUCUGGGCUUGGAUACAAUUUUAAAAAGGGUUGUGGAUGAAGAUUGCUGGAGCUACUUUGCUUUUUCCUCCUGUGUGGAGUUUUCCAUUUGCAGCGGUUUCUUGGAUCUGGGACUUAAAUUUCCCUGUAACAAACCAAGACUGAUUGACUUUCUUUCUCCCUUGGAUGUUUUGUUCCCAGGGGUCAGGGUUGGCACUUAUCCACCACCCAGGAAAGCACGCACCAUUUUGCGAACAGGUUUUACACUGACUUAUCUUUUAAAACGUGGAACAUGCCGAGGGCACAUUUGAUUAAUAAACAUUUGUUAUG
Sphaerodactylus townsendi is the source of this 929-nucleotide messenger RNA. Its product is annotated as protein brambleberry-like. NCBI's taxonomy places the organism in Eukaryota, Metazoa, Chordata, Lepidosauria, Squamata, Sphaerodactylidae. The record is from RefSeq and is a predicted model, not a curated record. The transcript is spliced from 4 exons. Bases 18 to 431 code for a protein of 137 amino acids.